AGUUUCUUUCUUAACGAGACCCUCCGGGCCUGCAGUGCGCUCAGUUUCCGAGUCAACUGUGAACCAAGCGUGUCGACCUGUGUCCCUUCGUCGAGCUAUGGGGUAAAGCCCCCCCGUCCACUUAACCAUACUGUGAUUCGUUCGGCUACUGAUUCCUGCAUCAUUUUUUAAAUUAUAUUCUUCAGUCAAGACACAGACGAUUGCUAGCAGGAGUAACUUUGGCUGUCGCUUUCCAUGUAGUUAAUUUAGAAACUGGCCUGAUCAUCAGACACCGGAGAGUCAAGAGGCGAGCAAGGAGCCGAAGUACGGGAAAGUCGGGGGCGGCGUAGGAGGUUGCGGUGGCGCGGGUCGGCGACGAGGGGUCUCGGCGGGGGCCGGGGGGGUGCAUGGGAACCGGAAGAGGGACAGCGGGUACACGAUGAUGGAGUCGCACUCGUACCGCACGCACAUCUUCCUCAGCCCCAUCACCGGACCGCAAGAUGCCGAGGAGGACCCAGCCGCCGUCCGAUCUUCGUCCUCGUCGUAUGCCUUCCUCAGCUGGAGUAACAUGAAGCGCAAGCCCUCCCUCCCCGGCCGCACCGAGCCCGCCCCCCUCUUGCCCCCCUCCAACUACCCCAGCAGACAAGUUAGUUUCUCCGGUUCAGGACGGCCGGGUAUAUUCAAGCCUGGACAACAGUUGGCUCUUCAGCAAGUCCCCCGGGCAGAGCCAACCAACCUCGCAGGCAUUGAUAGAGACUGUUUCAUCAUUCCAGUAGCUAGCAUAGAUCGCUUUCUACCAGAUGGAGUCCCCUUGCCGCUGCCGCAGAGCACGUCCACGUCAACGGGGACCAACUUCAGCGUUUUGGAGGUGGACGACCCGAAACUCUGCGUCGCGAUCCACCUCAUGUCCAGACUGGAGCCCAUCGAACCGCUCCUCGAGUCGCCCCUGGCCAUGCCGCUCGCCACCCAGCAGAUGACCGCCAGGGACCUCCUCGGAGAGAUCGCCGCCACCAAGAGCGCCGCCGAGGGCAUCCUCCUCGGAAACAUUGAAAAAGAUGCGGAAUUUCCGUUCAUAUGUUACUACGUGGUGAACAAGAACCAGACUGAACCGAAGAAGUUCUUCAACGCGCUACGACACACGUCCCUGGGGAGGUUCGACCCGCACAACCUCCGCUACACGGCGUCGCACACGUUCGAGAUCUUCAACGAGGUGGCCACCAUCGCCAGACCGCCCCUCGACCCUAUCUCCAAGCGACCCAACUCCCCGCACACCGGCUACAUCGUCACCAUUUACAAGGUCUUCGAGGGGGACGACGGCGAGAAGUUCGAGAAGAAUUGGCUCUACUGGACAGGAGCUAGAAUGAUAUACAAGUCACUGCCAAAGUCGGUCGGUCUGAGGAGGAUAGUUCUACACAAAGGUCAAAGUCCUGGCGAUAAAUUAUACUUGCUUAUCGUGGAAUGUUCGCACUUGUUGGAGGACCUCUCCCCAGCUGCUGCCCUAAUUCCAGCCCUAAGGGCGCGCCUUUGCGGAUAUACUGGCCUCUACCGUUGCAUUAACACUUUUUGAUUUCCUCCACGUCAAUUUUUCGACUGAACCAUGUGUGUUCAUCAACUUCCUUCCCAUACCAUUCUGUGAUUCUAAUGGAGUUAGGCGAAAGGGCCCUAAUAUGAAAA
Messenger RNA from Bemisia tabaci, 1653 nucleotides. RefSeq lists its product as uncharacterized. The record is from RefSeq and is a predicted model, not a curated record. Lineage: Eukaryota; Metazoa; Arthropoda; Insecta; Hemiptera; Aleyrodidae.